AUGUCGCUCCCGACGUACACCGCGGCCGAGGUCGCGACGCACGCCACGGCGGAUUCGCUGUGGAUGGUGAUCGAUGACGGCGUGUACGACUUGACGAAAUUCGCGUCGUUUCAUCCGGGUGGGGCGUCGUUCAUCGUCGCGGGUGCGGGUGGGGACGCCACGGAGGCGUUUUACGCGUUGCACCGGAGCGAGAUUUUGGAAAAGACGGCGAAGAAGUAUAAGAUUGGAACAUUGGUGGGCGGGACGCGUCGGGAAAUUCGCGCGGGCGCGUUGAGCGCGGUGCCGUACGCCGAGCCGGCUUUUUUCCAGGGAGCGCCGUCGCCGUAUUACGAUGAGUCGCAUAAGAAGUUUCGAGCCGCGGUGAGGGCGUUUUAUGACGAACACGUGCGACCGGACAUGGUGCAGAACGAUGUGGCGGGGAAGCCGCCUUCGAAGGAAUUGUACGAAAAGUUGGGCGCCGCCGGAAUGUUCGCGACGCGGUUACAACCGGGGCCGUGGAUGAAGGAUUGCGUCGAUAACUGUGGGAUGACCCUACCUGGUGGGCUCACGCCGGAGCAGUUCGACACGUUUCACGAGAUGAUCGCGCACGAAGAGUUGGGGAGGUUGGGCGUGCCGGGGUACUGCGACGGCAUCGGCGCGGGUUUCGUCAUCGGCGUCCCUCCGGUGCUCAUGUUCGCCAGACCCGAGUUGCGACAACGCGUCGGUCGUGAGUGUAUCAUGGGCAAGAAACGAAUAUGUCUCGCCAUCAGCGACCCGUUCGCCGGGAGUGAUGUCGCGGCGAUCCAGUGCACGGCGACGAAGACGCCCGACGGGAAGCACUACAUCGUCAAUGGCGUGAAAAAGUGGAUCACAAACGGUACGUUCUGCGAUUACUUUACCACCGCCGUGCGAACGGGCGGGAAUGGUUUUAACGCCCUGUCGCUGCUCUUGAUCGAGCGCGGUGAGGGCGUGGAGACGAAUCCGAUCAAGACGGCGUACAGCCCGGCGGCGGGAACGUCGUACAUCAUCUUUGAAAACGUCAAGGUUCCGGUGGAGAACCUGCUCGGCCGCGAGGGCGACGGUUUCAAGCUCAUCAUGCACAACUUUAACCACGAGCGAUGGAUGAUCGUCGCCGGGACGAACGGGGCGAUGCGAAACGUCCUCAAGGAGUGCUACACGUUCGCGCAUCAACGGAAGACGUUUGGCAAACGGCUCAUCGAUCAGCCGGUUAUCCGCAAUAAACUCGCUCGCAUGACGUCUCAGCUCGAGGCGGUGGAGUGCUGGACAGAGUCGAUCACGUAUCAGAUGGGAAAGCUCACGCACGCGCAACAAGCGGUCGCGCUCGCCGGUCCGAUCGCGCUGCUAAAGUUUCUCUGCACGCGCGUCGCCAACUUUUUCGCCGACGAGGGCGCGCAAAUUUUCGGCGGUCGUGGCAUCACACGCACCGGAAUGGGUCGUGUCAUUGAAGGAUUUAAUCGCGCCGCGAAGUUUUCCGCAAUUUUAGGCGGCUCCGAGGAGGUCAUGGCCGAUCUCGGCGUGAAGCAAGCCGACCGCUCGUUCCCGGCGGACGCCAGGCUCUGA
This is a messenger RNA of Ostreococcus tauri, 1560 nucleotides long. RefSeq names its product Acyl-CoA dehydrogenase/oxidase C-terminal. The coding region runs from base 1 to 1560 and encodes 519 amino acids. NCBI's taxonomy places the organism in Eukaryota, Viridiplantae, Chlorophyta, Mamiellophyceae, Mamiellales, Bathycoccaceae. The record is from RefSeq and is a predicted model, not a curated record. The transcript has a single exon. Gene Ontology annotation, molecular function: oxidoreductase activity, acting on the CH-CH group of donors; flavin adenine dinucleotide binding.